UAAGUCUUUUGUUUCCAUAUUUCCAUUCCAAAGGCAGAGUGUAUUGUAUGUUACCAUAAUUAAGUUUAAUGUCAGAAAUUCAUUAAAACUGAAACUUGAUUACAUUUGUAUUUUCAAAAUGACAUCAGUUUGUAUUUUUGUUGUCAUAUUGGCAGUAAUGCCUGUUUGUUUUGGACAAGAUGACUUUACAACACUUGUAGAAAGGAUAAAAGCUGUGGAAGCAAGAGACAUGGAGCACUUACUACGAAUAAAGCAACUAGAGAGACAAGUUCAAAACUCUAAUGAAAAGCUGAACCUCAUGUCUGCCACCAAUCACAACCUUCAAACUGAACAUUCUACCUUGUUACAAAAGUUAACAGAUCAAGAAAUAACCAUAGCCACAUUGAGGACCGACUUAGAUAAUCAAAAAUCAAUCUCCGAGGAAAGUUCACGCCAAACUGCAGUUUUACAGUCAACUGUGAAUGGAAUGGGUGUCACAAUAGCGAAGUUAAAGCAAAUAUUUGCCAGUUACAAGACCAGCUUCCAAGAGCACUCAAAUGAUGAAACAGAAAACAAGUAUCACAAAGAAAUAAAACAGGCUGAUACUGCCAGCAAAGAGCUUUCUGAUGCUAGUUUCUCCAGUAAAUAUCUGAAAAUGCCAUCUUUGGAUAACAACAAGAAGAACAUAUCCUUGGGUCAUGCUGACAUGUCUAAGACAAAUAGUCUUCAUGAUUCUCUGAUAAGUUUUGUUGGGGAAAAAGGUGGUGAAAUUAAGGCCUCACAGAGAAUAAAAGACAACAAAUCAAGACAAGCAGGACUCAAUAUUGUCAAUUCAAAACAAAGGGCAGCUACAAACUUUGUUGCAUUUCACGCUGUGCUUACUCCAUAUCAUAUUGAUCAUCUUGGAGGCAAUGAGAACAUUAGAUUUGAUAGUGUUCUGUUAAAUGAGGGAGAUGGCUACCAUAAUCAACAUGGACUCUUCAUAGCUCCAAAACCUGGAUUCUAUCUUUUCUCAGUCACCUUGGCAACAAAUUAUGAUCAAAAAUUUUAUGCUCAAUUAAAGAAAAAUGGAGCAAUAUUAGUUAACUUAUCUGGUAAUGGUCAGGCAGGAGGAUAUCUUGACCAAGGUUCAGUUACCAUAGUAACAAAACUAAAUACAGGUGAUGAAGUAUGGGUGGCACAUUAUUCUCCUGCGGAUGGUUCUAUCUGGGGAAACUAUUAUUCCAGUUUUACUGGUGUUUUUCUUGCUGACUUUCAAUAAAAGAAAUUGAAGAAUUCCAAUUAAAAUUAAAAAUGUCUUA
This is a messenger RNA of Ruditapes philippinarum (Manila clam), 1280 nucleotides long. RefSeq lists its product as uncharacterized. The coding region runs from base 119 to 1240 and encodes 373 amino acids. NCBI's taxonomy places the organism in Eukaryota, Metazoa, Mollusca, Bivalvia, Venerida, Veneridae. Gene Ontology annotation, molecular function: protein binding. The record is from RefSeq and is a predicted model, not a curated record. The transcript is spliced from 3 exons.